Rotaria sp. Silwood2 is the source of this 210-nucleotide messenger RNA. The record is from the annotation of a GenBank genome assembly. Lineage: Eukaryota; Metazoa; Rotifera; Eurotatoria; Philodinida; Philodinidae.
AUGACUGACUCCAGAUUUUGUUUUAAGUCUGUAACGGAUAAAGACUUGGAAUUGUUCAACAAGAUCGCGGUACCUGGAAACAAAUUUGUCAAAAUUUCCUUUCUUGUUGGUGGAAUGCAGAUGUUACCACCUGGUCAGAAGCCACCUCAACAACCACCAGAGCCUAAAAUUACGGUUGACGAUGCAUUAACAUUAACAGCUGAUGAAUAA